Phragmites australis (common reed) is the source of this 3102-nucleotide messenger RNA. Its product is annotated as NF-X1-type zinc finger protein NFXL2. Gene Ontology annotation, biological process: regulation of DNA-templated transcription. The record is from RefSeq and is a predicted model, not a curated record. Lineage: Eukaryota; Viridiplantae; Streptophyta; Magnoliopsida; Poales; Poaceae. The transcript is spliced from 13 exons. Gene Ontology annotation, molecular function: RNA polymerase II transcription regulatory region sequence-specific DNA binding; zinc ion binding; DNA-binding transcription factor activity, RNA polymerase II-specific. Gene Ontology annotation, cellular component: nucleus. Bases 93 to 2798 code for a protein of 901 amino acids.
GAGAAAUCUCGUGUAUCUACCUGCAAAAGGCACCCUCACAUAUCUCGCGCGCACCACCACCGACGUCUCCGGCGACCACAGCGCCGCCGGCCAUGCCGUCCUCCUACGCCGCCGCCGCUGCCGGAACCUCUUCCCGAAAGCCGAAUCGCAUUGUCACCGCCGCCGUAGGCGCCGCACGUCCGGCACCGGCGCCUGCGCCCACGGCGGCAAACCCUAGCGCCGUCUCCGACUCCGACCCCUCUUCCUACUCCUCCUCCUCCGCGGACGAGGCCGAUCUCACCGCCUGCGACUCGGCGACCGCCUCCGUCGUCUCCUCCUACCUCUCCGUCGCCGGCGACGGGGCCGACCUCUCGAAGGUCGGCAUUUUCCUCUCCUCCGCCGCUCGCCGCCGAUCGCAGCCGUGCAUGAUCUGCUUCGACCCUAUCCGCCCCUCGGACCCAGUCUGGUCCUGCCGCUCCUGCUUUGCCAUACUCCACCUCCCCUGCAUCCAGUCAUGGGCCCAUCAGUCAUCCACCGCCGCGCCCUGCCCAACCUGGGGCUGCCCCAAGUGCCGCUUCACCUACCCCAAAUCCCAGACCCCCACCUCCUACCUCUGCUUCUGCUCCAAGACUGUAGACCCGGCUCCAGACCCCUGGAUCCUCCCCCACUCUUGUGGCGACGUCUGCGGUCGCCGCCUCAAUGCAAAUCCCGACUCUGGCUGUGAGCACGCCUGCCUCCUGCUGUGCCACCCAGGGCCAUGCCCACCAUGCCCGGCCGUUGUCCCUAAUGCACGGUGCUUUUGUGGGGCGCUCCGGGAGCCCCGGCGCUGUGCACAUCAGCGUUAUUCUUGUGCGGGGAAAUGUAAUAAACGUCUUAGCUGUGGACUCCACCGGUGUCCGGUGGAUUGCCAUGACGGGCCCUGCCCGCCAUGUGUAGUGCGGGGGAAUCACAAAUGUGAGUGUGGCGAGACAAUGGAGGAGAGGUUGUGCUCAGAAAGAGUUUUCCAGUGCAAGAGGGAGUGUGGUGGGAUGUUGGAUUGCAGGAAGCAUAGCUGUGAGAGAGGGUGCCAUGGCGGGAAGUGUGGGGAAUGCCCGCUCCGAGGUCGGCGCACUUGUCCAUGUGGGAAGAAAGAUUAUCCAAGGUUGGAGUGUGAUGCAGAGGCUGCCACAUGUGGAUCAACUUGCGAGAAGGUGCUUGGGUGUGGGCGACACAAGUGCCCUGAGCGGUGCCAUCGUGGUCCUUGUGAUGAGACUUGCCGGCUUGUGAUCACAAAGUCCUGCCGUUGUGGGUGUCUGAAGAAAGAGGUGCCGUGCUACCAAGAAUUGACAUGUGAAAGAAAAUGUCAGCGUUUGCGUAACUGUGGCCGCCAUGCUUGUAAACGACGUUGCUGUGCUGGGGAUUGUCCUCCCUGCUCAGAGAUUUGUGAUAGGAAGCUCAGAUGUGGCAACCAUAAAUGCCAUUCUCCAUGCCACAGAGGUGCCUGUUCACCUUGUCCUCUGAUGAAGAUCAUUUCAUGCGCUUGUGGGAAAACAUUUUUUGAGGUUCCUUGUGGGACUGAAAAGAAUCAGAAACCACCCAAAUGCUCAAAGAAAUGCAAUAUAGCUCGCCUUUGCAGGCACAAGUUUGAAUGCCGGCCCCACAAAUGCCACUAUGGAGCCUGUCCACCUUGCAAACUGACCUGUGGAGAAGAACUUUCUUGUGGCCACAGGUGUAAAGAAAGGUGUCAUGGCCCUAUUCCUCCUCCAAACCCUGAGUUCACACUAAAACCAACAAAAAAGAAAAUGGAAAAAAACAUAGAAUGUACUCCUGGAACACCGUGCCCACCAUGCAAAGAGGUGGUUUUGGUGCCAUGCUUUGGACAGCAUCUUGGCCAAGAACGUUCUAUGCUUUGUUCCAAAUGGAGGCCAUUUCCCUGUCAAAAUUUAUGUGGAAAUCCUCUCCGUUGUGGCAACCAUUAUUGUACAAAGUCCUGCCAUGUGCUAGAGGUCCCAUUGAAUCAGCCUGAAGGAGAUACUAUAGUAUCUCUCAGUAGAGAGAACGUACUCACUGAGCCUUGUGAAGAAUGCGAUCUUCCUUGUCAAAGGGUUAGAGAGCCUCCUUGUUCACAUCCUUGCCCUUUGCCCUGCCAUUUGAGCGAUUGUCCACCUUGCAAAGUCCUUGUUAAAAGACCAUGCCAUUGUGGUGCUAUGGUACAUGCUUUUGAGUGUGUGUAUUUUAACAACUUAAAUGCUAAGGAGCAGCUUAAAGUAAGGUCAUGCGGUGGCCCAUGUCAUAGGAAAUUACCAAAUUGCCUCCAUCUGUGCUCAGAAGUAUGCCACCCUGGUCAGUGCCCGUCAGUUGAUCAAUGCAUGAAAAAGGUCAAUGUCCGUUGUGCUUGCAACACUCUGAAAAAAGAGUGGAUAUGUCAAGAUGUCCUCAAGGAAUAUCGUAAGUCUGGUCGUGAUCCAAAAGAAGUACCUAAAAGUCAGUUUGGAGUUGGCUUAAUUGCCUGUGGUGGAGAUUGCAUGAAAAAGGUAAAGGUGCCAGAUUCAGAGUUGCAUCUCCGGAAAAGUCAGGAAAGCAAGAACCCUGCUGUGGAAGUGGCAAAUGUGCCCAAACGCAGGAAGCGGCGUGACCGCGGACAAGAAGUUGUUCAGGCUUCCAAAUUCCAGGAAGUCAAGACUUAUGUGUUGAGGGUGCUACUGAUUAUUUUGCUAUUGAUAAUCGUUGCUGCUGGAUUGUACCUGCUGUGGAAGGGUGUAUUCCGGCUUUCUGAUUGGAUGAACGAAAUGGAAGCGCAGAGGGCCAGACAAGGACAUCCGAGGGUUGCGGUGUUGUAAAAAUAGGAUUAUGAGUUCUUUUGCGCCCAAUUAUCUGUGUCGGAGAUGUAGAUCAAUAAAUAGCGCUUAGGGAUUCAGUUUUGGGGGAUUGGAAUCAUGAUAGGGAAAGAUGUUGUUUUAUUUCUUGUAUCAUUAUAAAGUAACUUUUUUUUUUUGCACGUGUAUUGUUGUAAAGGAACAUAUGCUGUCUUGUAAUAUAGCCAACUGCAUUUCUAUACUUCCUAUGCCAGCGCACUGCUGCCGGCAGAUUGUAAUAAUCAUUUCAAACACUUGAGAAAUAGCAAAAGUGAUAAGGAUUUGCUGU